AUGUCUGAACGGACCUCUUCGUCGAGGCGGUCAAAGCCAGCCAGCGAUGACACCAUCGGGAAUUUCGUCAUCGAUAAGGAGAUAGGAAAGGGGAGUUUUGCCCAGGUGUACUCUGGUCGCCACAAGGUUACCGGUGCACUGGUUGCUAUCAAGUCUGUCGAGCUCGCCCGUCUCAACACAAAGCUAAAAGACAACCUUUAUGGCGAGAUCGAGAUUCUCAAGCGGCUCCGGCACCCGCACAUCGUUGCCCUCCAUGACUGCGUUGAGUCGAGGACGCAUAUCAACCUGAUUAUGGAGUACUGCGAACUGGGGGAUCUGUCGCUAUUCAUCAAAAAGAGGGACAAGCUCAUCACCAACCCGGGCACGCAUGAACUCGCCCGAAAAUACCCCGUCGCCCCCAACUCGGGCUUGAACGAGGUCGUCAUACGCCACUUUCUGAAGCAGCUUACCAGUGCCAUCAGAUUCCUGCGAGAGGCGAACCUCAUCCACCGCGAUGUCAAACCCCAAAAUCUGCUGCUGCUUCCUUCACCGCAAUAUCGCGAAGCCAAUAAGAUGCACAAGCAGAUUCUCAGCGCCAGUCAUGACUCAUUCACGCCUGCCGCCGGGUUACCUUCGCUGCCCAUGCUGAAACUGGCCGACUUCGGCUUUGCCCGUGUGCUCCCUUCGACCUCGCUCGCCGAGACCCUCUGCGGUUCGCCAUUAUACAUGGCCCCAGAGAUUCUUCGCUACGAGAAGUACGAUGCCAAGGCCGAUUUGUGGUCGGUAGGUACCGUAUUGUAUGAAAUGGCUACGGGGAGACCCCCGUUCCGAGCAGUCAACCACGUGGACCUUCUCAGGAAGAUCGAGGCGUCGGGGGACGUUAUCCGCUUUUCAAGAGAGUGCGUCGUCAGCUCCGAAGUGAAGGGCCUGGUCCGGGCCCUUCUGAAACGUAACCCAGUAGAACGGAUAAGUUUCGAAGACUUCUUCCACCAUCCCGUCAUUACUGGCCCGAUUCCAGGCCUCGUGGAAGACGAUAUUCCGAAGCCCGAGAAGCCGGUUUUGGCCGAAACCAAGAGCCGGAUUCGCCGCGCGAACCCGGAGUUGUCCCACACUCGCCGAAGCCGCGCCGGUCCUCACCUUCUGGCAACGCCCAUCGAGCCCAAGCCAAAUCCGCUAGAACAAGUAGCCAGCCCUCGGCUGAGCUACUCGCCGCGACAGGAAGCAGAUGAGGGCCUCGGGAUACGGCGACCUCUAGCACAGCCGUCGACUUCGGCGCCCGUCCGGCCCAUCUCGUAUGUUGACCGUAGCCGCCGGUAUUCGAACGCCUCGACAAAGGUGCCCGCCCGCGACACGCCGCCGCCGCCACACGAGGGUUCAAACCGCUCGAGGCCAAAAAGCGCCGUGAGCCGGCCCCUUACAGACGAGGACAAAGCAGCGCAGGACGUUGCGUUCGAGCGGGACUACAUCAUCAUCGACAAGACCGCUGUCGAGGUCAACGCGCUUGCGGAUCAGAUCUCACUGUAUCCACAGCAAGGCCAGCCUAAGUCCGGCGGCCAGAUCGUGAGGCGCGCUACGCAGCAGGGACAUCCAACGUCGACCACGGGCGCCGUACCGAGCCACCCCGGCAGGAAUGCACAGGGGGGCCGGAAUGACCACUACCGGAAGGCGUCUCAUGAUAAGACGCUCUCGGGCAGCCCAGGAGCCACGACGUCGGUGAUUUCCAAGGCUAUCCAGGAUGCCAGUCUCCGGCUAUUCGGCUUCAAGUAUUCGCCGCAGAUGCUGAGCAAGGGACAGUCGCCGCCGCAGAUCUACAGCCCGUUUCCGGCGUACCCGACACCAUCUACACCGGCUGGCCUGAUCAUGGACGGGAAGCAGAGUGCUCCUGUGGACGAAGACUCGCGGGUGGCUCAGUGCAUCGAGGAUUACGCUACGCGGAGCGACGUUGUUUACGGCUUCGCCGAAGUCAAGUACAAGCAACUCGUCCCGCUGGCCCCGUCCGUCGAACACGGCCUGGGUGGUGUUCCCACCGACAGGAUGGGCGAGGAAGAGGAGGGCCUCACGAUGGAUGCGGUGGUUUCGCUGUCGGAAGAGGCCCUGGUGCUCUACGUCAAGGCGCUGUCCCUGCUCGCCAAGUCGAUGGAUAUCGCCAGCCUCUGGUGGUCGCGCAAGAGCCGGCCCGAAUCGAGCAACAACGUGCACUCGGCCACCAGGGACUCGGUGAACACGCAGGCGCUGGUGCUCAAGAUUAAUGCGGCGGUCCAGUGGAUCCGGUCACGCUUCAACGAGGUGCUGGAGAAGGCCGAGAUUGUCCGGCUACGACUGGUCGAGGCGCAAAACCAGCUGCCCGAGGAGCACCCCAGCCACCCGAGUAACCGGCCGCCCGAAACGAGCGCGCUGGGCGGCAGCUCGGGCGGCCAGGCCACGUUUCCCUCGGUCGGCAUAAGCGCCGAGAAGCUGAUGUACGACCGGGCCGUCGAGAUGAGCCGCACGGCCGCCAUCAACGAGAUUGCGAGCGAAGACCUCCCCGGCUGCGAGAUAUCGUACGUCACGGCGGUCCGCAUGCUCGAGGCGGUGUUGGACAGUGACGAUGACCACCUGCCGAAACGCCGCGUGUCGACGUCGUCCAAGGAGGAGCAAUCCGUCGCUGCUCAAGACGCAUCCGACGACAUGAGCAGCGACGACAAGCAGGCAGUGCAGAAGAUGGUGCAAAUGAUCAACACCAGACUCACCUACCUGCGGAAGCGGAUGCACACCAUUGCUGCGGCCUCCAAAGCGCAGCAGCAACAGCAGCAGCAGCAGGUUGUCGUUCGGCGGCGAAGCGGCGACGUCACGCCGCGCAGUGUACCGACCUGA
This is a messenger RNA of Chaetomium globosum CBS 148.51, 2832 nucleotides long. RefSeq lists its product as uncharacterized. Bases 1 to 2832 code for a protein of 943 amino acids. Gene Ontology annotation, molecular function: ATP binding; protein serine/threonine kinase activity. Gene Ontology annotation, cellular component: cytoplasm; autophagosome. The record is from RefSeq and is a predicted model, not a curated record. The transcript is spliced from 4 exons. Gene Ontology annotation, biological process: autophagy; protein autophosphorylation; autophagosome organization. Lineage: Eukaryota; Fungi; Ascomycota; Sordariomycetes; Sordariales; Chaetomiaceae.